This is a messenger RNA of Nelumbo nucifera (sacred lotus), 706 nucleotides long. Its product is annotated as protein NONRESPONDING TO OXYLIPINS 2, mitochondrial-like. The record is from RefSeq and is a predicted model, not a curated record. Lineage: Eukaryota; Viridiplantae; Streptophyta; Magnoliopsida; Proteales; Nelumbonaceae.
AACUUAGGGAAGGUUUUUAUAUUUUACCCUAAAGUUCACGAGCCUUUAUACCUCGAAGAAAAAUAAAACCUCCUAAAAAUCCUUUUCUUCAGCACUGUUUCUUCAGACAGUUCUCUACUACUCUACUGGUUAAAUCAUGGCAUCUCGAUGUCGAUCUAUCUCAAAACCUGCCCUCAGCUUUCUAAAAUCGGCCGUUAACAAAUCUACGGGCAAACCCAUUUCUUCGAUGCGCAUUCCUCGCACACAUGCCUUUUCGAGGUUACCUUCUGAGGUGGGUUGCAUUCAAUCUCUUCUUCCCCUUCAUAGUGCUAUUUCUUCGGCGCGUCUGACGUCUUGUCUCGGCAUUGACUCGAGAAGUUCGAGGUCGCUGUCUCAGGGUAUGCUCUGCUGUGCAAACCCAGGAGUUUGAUCUCCAUCUUUAUAUUUAACUAGGUCUGAGCGUGCCCCGAUAAAGAAUCAAAGGAUGGAACACGCCAAAGGUUGGAGAUGGAAACAAUCUAUCUAUUGGACAGAGGGAGUGAGAGACUUGGGGCCCUGGCAUCAUGUUGGCCUUGCUAUUGAGUUCUUUGACAAUUGUGUAACAUGGAAAUUGUUGUCGUAGCAGUAGCAUAUCAAGUUACUGAUUUUUUUGGGGUUCAAUAAUAUGCUUUUGACAUCACCAAUACUCUUCUUUAAUUAUUCAGAGUUUUCUGUUCUUUUCUUGAAA